CUUGAAACUACAGCAACUUAUGACCCCUUGACUGAGGAAUUUGUUCUCAAUUCCCCAACUCUUACUUCAAUGAAAUGGUGGCCUGGAACACUUGGUCAUACUGCCACACAUGCUGUGGUUGUUGCAAGACUAAUAACCAAAGGAAAAGAUGAAGGAAUUCAUUUGUUCAUUGUGCAGCUACGUAGCCUUGAGGACCAUAGACCACUACCAGGAAUAAAGGUCGGAGACAUUGGACCAAAGUUUGGGUACUUUGGCAUGGACAACGGUUUCCUCCACAUGACGAAUGUGAGGAUACCAAGAGAUCAAAUGCUAAUGAAAUAUGCUCAGGUAUCACGAGAUGGUACUUACUCAAAGCCUCCAACUGAUAAGAUCACGUAUGGUACUAUGGUUUUUGUAAGAGCUGGUAUUGUCGUCCAGUCGGCUAGCAUCCUGGCCAGGGCUGUUACUAUAGCAAUCAGAUACAGUGUAGUCAGAAGACAGACACAGAACAGACCUGGUGAGCCAGAGACACAAGUACUGGAUUAUCAAACUCAGCAGUUCAAGCUCUUUCCUCUAUUGGCCUCUGCUUAUGCUAUGAAGUUUGCUAGUCAGUACAUGCUCAAACUUUAUGUUGGAAUCACUGGAGAAAUUGCCGAAGGGAAUCUUGAAUCUCUACCAGAACUUCAUGCUACCAGUGCUGGUUUAAAAGCUCUUUGUUCUGAAAUAUCUUCUAAUGGUGUUGAGCUCUGCAGGUUGUGUUGUGGUGGUCAUGGAUAUUCAGCCGCUAGUGGUCUACCUCAGCUUUAUGUUGAUUAUUCUCCAGCACAGACAUAUGAAGGAGAGAACACAGUCAUGUUACUCCAAACAGCAAGGUAUCUUUUGAAGAUAUCCAGACAGAAAGUUCCUCAGGCUCAGUUGCCAAACAAUGUGGCGUAUCUUGGAGUCGAUUAUCCAAAGUAUAAGGAGAGCCCGGUUUUGACUCCAAAACAAUUUAAUGAUCCACACAUUUUACUGGAAGCAUAUCGCCAGAGAGUGAUUAGGUUAGUUGCUGUGGCAUUAAGGAGGUACAUGAAUGGCAUUGACUCUGGAUUGGAUGCUGUUGCUGCCUGGAAUAACUCUUCAGUGGAUUGGACAGUAGCAGCAAGAGCUCACUGUCAUUAUCUUGUUUUAAAAGCAUUCCAGUCCAGUAUAGAUACAGCUGAAAUGUGUGAAACUAAUUUAAGUAUAAUGAGAGUUUUGUGCUGCUUGUUUGGACUCUUUGGUAUAAUGCAGUACAGUGGAGAAUUCUGCCUGGAUGGGUAUAUGAAUAGUGAUCAGAUCGAAAUGGCCAAGAACCAGCUUUAUUCCCUGCUAAAGGAAGUGAGAUAUGAAGCAGUUCCAUUGGUUGAUGCAUUUGAUAUUCAUGAUGACAUAUUAAACUCGUGUCUUGGUCGUUAUGAUGGUGAUGUAUACAGACACUUGUAUCAAUGGGCACUAAGAGCCCCUAGGAACAAGAAAGAGGUUCAUGAUACUUAUGAGAAAUAUUUGAGGCCGCUUUUAAAGAAAACUAAGUCCAAGCUAUGAUAGUAUUAACUUUGAUAAUAAUGACACUACUAAUAUUUUAUAGAUAUUAAU
This is a messenger RNA of Amphimedon queenslandica, 1593 nucleotides long. Its product is annotated as peroxisomal acyl-coenzyme A oxidase 1-like. Gene Ontology annotation, cellular component: peroxisome. The transcript has 13 exons. Gene Ontology annotation, biological process: fatty acid beta-oxidation using acyl-CoA oxidase; lipid homeostasis. Lineage: Eukaryota; Metazoa; Porifera; Demospongiae; Haplosclerida; Niphatidae. The annotation marks the transcript as partial. Gene Ontology annotation, molecular function: acyl-CoA oxidase activity; FAD binding; fatty acid binding. The record is from RefSeq and is a predicted model, not a curated record.